This is a messenger RNA of Jaculus jaculus (lesser Egyptian jerboa), 180 nucleotides long. Its product is annotated as keratin-associated protein 19-8-like. The transcript has 2 exons. The coding region runs from base 1 to 180 and encodes 59 amino acids. The record is from RefSeq and is a predicted model, not a curated record. NCBI's taxonomy places the organism in Eukaryota, Metazoa, Chordata, Mammalia, Rodentia, Dipodidae.
AUGAGCUACUACUACGGAGGCCUGGGCUACGGCUAUGGCAACUUCGGGGGCCUGGGCUAUGGCUGUGGAUAUGGCAGCAGCUUCCGCAGACUGGGCUGUGGCUGUGGCUACGGAGGCUACGGAUACGGAUGCUGCCGCCCUUCAUGCUACGGAGGAUAUGGGUUCUCCAACUUCUACUGA